AGUUCUGGCCUCGCGCUCCGGAAGCCGCUUCCCGCGAGGCGGGGCGGGUCCUCCACAGCACCGAGAGCGCCGGCCAGAGCGGCAGCGACCCUUCCCGAGAGCGGUGGCGUCCGACUACGCGCCGGAACCGACGGCGCAGCUGCGCCGGGGCGCUCAGCGGCGACGGCGGCCUUGUACGUCAUUGCGGGCGCGACGGCCCGAGGGACAGUCUGGGGUCUGCUUUCGUGGGGUUGCCGCGGUAGGGCCGGCCGGGAAGAUGCCAGUGGCGGUGAUGGCGGAAAGUGCCUUUAGUUUCAAAAAGUUGCUGGAUCAGUGCGAGAACCAGGAGCUCGAGGCUCCUGGAGGAAUUGCUACUCCCCCAGUGUAUGGUCAGCUGUUAGCUUUAUAUCUGCUUCACAAUGACAUGAAUAAUGCAAGAUAUCUUUGGAAACGGAUACCACCUGCUAUAAAAUCUGCAAAUUCUGAACUUGGGGGAAUUUGGUCAGUAGGACAAAGAAUCUGGCAGAGAGAUUUCCCUGGGAUCUAUACGACCAUCAACGCACACCAGUGGUCUGAGACGGUCCAGCCAAUCAUGGAAGCACUUAGAGAUGCAACGAGGAGAAGGGCCUUCGCCCUGGUCUCUCAAGCCUACACCUCCAUCAUUGCAGACGACUUCGCUGCCUUUGUCGGGCUCCCCGUGGAAGAGGCCGUGAAAGGUAUAUUAGAACAAGGAUGGCAAGCGGACUCCACCACAAGAAUGGUUAUGCCCAAAAAGCCAGGGGCCCUGGAUGUGUCCUUUAACCGGUUUAUUCCUUUAUCAGAGCCUGCCCCGGUGCCCCCGAUCCCCAACGAACAGCAGUUAGCCAGACUGACCGAUUAUGUGGCUUUCCUCGAAAACUGAUCCUAUCAUUCUGAGUUCAAGAUCCACCUUCAGAAUCCUGUAUACUGACAGAUAGAGAAAUGUAAAAUUUUUAUUUUCAAUUUAUUGGAUGGAUGAAGCACCUCAGCAUUCCUUACUGAGUAUGUGAUAAAAUACAUAUAUAAAGUAUAUUAUAUAUAUUUUGUCCUUAAACAUUAUGCUGAAUAGUUGUUGAAACAAUUCUCAUUUUGUAAUAUUGGACAGUUUGGAUGGAGCCCGUCAGUAUUACACAGUUUAUAUUUCCUAGUGACUUCUAAAUACAGCUCUCCUGCUUCGUGGAGGUCAGUGGCUGUCAGCUGUUUGUCCCUGCCCCAGCGCACGGCACACUCCCAUCUGCACCGAUGGUUGAUACUUAGAGCGAUUCAUUUGGGGUUUGAGGAGGACCGUCCCCAGAGCCAGUAUCUGAGCUGCCGGGGCUUCUGAUGCACCCCCUUCAGAGAAUAUGCUCUCCUUCCUCCUCACCUCCUGAACAUCACUCCUACAGAAUGCUGAUAGCUGAGGAACCAAAGACCAUUUCCUCAGUAAACCAGUUUGUGAACUUCAGAUUUUUUCCUGAUAGUGUGACUACAUCCAUUGCUGGCAGUGGAGGGCUUGCCAUGAAAAUGCAACUAUUUAAGACCUUCAGGAGAAGUAUUAGUUGUAAUGUUCCUUUCAGAAGAAGGGAAACCUAGGGUGGAAUGCAUUCUAUUGGCAAAGAAGCUAUUAAGAUAAGUGAUCCACUUUGUACAACUAUCCUGCAACCUACUGGUUGCUUAUAUUUAUCCUUUGGUUCAAGGUCUGCCUUUUGGAGAAACACUGAACAAGUCUUUCAGCUUUUGUGUGAUGCCCUCUAAAUAUUUGGAGGUCUUUAUUGUAUCUUCAGGUUAAAAGCCCCCCUGCUUCAUUUAUUCUGCAUUUGUUCAAUAAAUAUUUAAUUGCAUCAACUGUUUUAUCGAGAUAGUUUCUAGACAUUUCACUCUCCUGGUCUUUCUGUGGAUACAUUCUAGUUUGUCAUUGUGUCUCAAGAUAUGAAUUUCCUAAUUAAAUAGAAACAGUAUAUAGUGGUGAUUA
Molecule: messenger RNA, 1948 nt
Organism: Callorhinus ursinus (northern fur seal)
Lineage: Eukaryota; Metazoa; Chordata; Mammalia; Carnivora; Otariidae
Gene: COPS8
Product: COP9 signalosome subunit 8
Biological process (GO): protein deneddylation; COP9 signalosome assembly
Cellular component (GO): COP9 signalosome
Source: RefSeq, a predicted model, not a curated record